This is a messenger RNA of Acanthoscelides obtectus, 2135 nucleotides long. The record is from the annotation of a GenBank genome assembly. NCBI's taxonomy places the organism in Eukaryota, Metazoa, Arthropoda, Insecta, Coleoptera, Chrysomelidae.
GAUGCCAGCAUACCGUGGGCAGUACAGAGUCAACUUGCUUGACGCUAUUUUUUAAUUUGGUUCCUCAUUUGAGCUUUGGAUGAAAAUUAAUUUAUUUCUUCUUCAGUUUCUUAAGCACAAAAAAAUCCUACGGCCAUUUUCAUGAGUAUUUGAUGAAAGAAAUUGAGUUUCUCGAUAUUUUUUCUAGAUGGAAAACUGUCGUAGUGAAUGGUCCACCUCCAGAAGAAGUGACAAUAAUUGGAAGGUCACUAUGUUCCUUGUACAUAAGAACGAAGUUAAAAAGAGCAGGGGUAUUCAACAGAAAAUUAGGUCUUACGAGAGUUAGAAGCACUAUUGGGACUAUGGAUGGUUGUGGGAUAGUCAUCAAAGAAGUUUUUCCAGGUUAGUAUAAGCGUUUUGAAAAGGUACAUUUAGAACAACUAAACGAAACACUGUGCAUGAGAAGUAGGGAGGCGAGUCACUGCUGACGUGACGGAUGGGGAAGGACUUGUAAAAUGUAUUCAUGCAGCGAUAUUUAGGUCAAUGGAGGGCAUUUAUACUAAACAUGUGCUUAACAUAGACUUUAGAGUAUUUGAGAAUAUCCUAGUUUGUUUAAAGUGCUGUUGAAUUUAUUUAUAUACAGGGUGUUCAUUUAAAAACAUCCCAUCGCGGAUUUAUCGAAAAUAGCUGAUUAAAAGAAAAAACGUCGAGACACGUCAAAAGAUUUGUCAAGGAGGACAAAUGUUUAACCAAAAACUACUUCAGCCCCUUUCACCUUCGCCCCCCCCCCAGGGUCAUUCCCUUAAAAAUGUUAAAUGACAAGGGGUAUCAUAUUGUUUGAAAGGUGUUUCGAGGUCCCUUAUUUUGGCGUUUGAUUUUUCAAAAUUAGUCGAUUCCUUUUCGAGAGAAUUAAAAAAAUCUUUACUUAUCUUAAUUUGUUCAGAUAGAAAACAAAAACACACGAAAAUACCACUUUUUAUUUCAAUAAGUGUUUAUAAUGUUGCCCGUUAGGGUUUGACAAAUCUACAAUUCGUUUAUAAUUCAAAACGGAAACUACCAACAUAAACAGCAAUUCGGAAGAUUAGACGUAUCAACAACCCAAUAACAACCCGAAUUUUGUCCCCAUACUUUUCAUCAACACAGAUAUCCUGGCGAACUGCAUUUAUUGUUAUACCUGUUUAGUUAUUUGUUGCUAAGGGAAAGAAAGGAUUUAAUUUGCUGUCCUUUGUAACAAUCUUGGGAUAAUGAAAUUAAUUUAUUGAUUCAGAUUUAGCUUCCAAAAUGGUUUCCACACUAGCAGAAAGAGUGGAAAUGGCUUUAAUUUAUGGUGCCCAAAAUCAAUGUGAUCGGCAAACUGCCGUCACGUUUAACGCCAGACAUCCGAGGACGAUAACUCCGCAUAAGGUCUAAUGUGUGCCUGUUCAGAACUAGAACGAAUCUAUCCGAAUCUGUACUGCAACAUUCCUAGACUGGUGGGAAGAAAACCAUCAGAAAGUAUCGGAGGAAUUCUUCCGGCUGUUGGAGAUUAUUUAUUUAGAGAGGAACCAUCCUGGGGAAAAGUAGCUUCAGUCUACUGUGUCGCUGGAGGACUAGCUGUCGAUGUCGUCAGAUUGGGGAGGCCUGAUUGGCUACCCAUCAUAAUGGAUGAUAUGAAGGAAUUUUUAGAAGACAGAAUGUCUCAUUGGGUCCACGCGAAUGGAGGUUGGCUUGGACUGCUAUCGCACUGUAGACAAAUUGAACAAGAUAUCUCCUUCAAAGAAUAUCUGGCGAUAUUCGGUUUGGUGGCUGUGAUUUUCCUAGUCUCAUUUUUUGUGGUUAAGCUAUUUGCGAAAUUAGGUCUUUUUUAGGCUAGAUUUCAGAUCAAAGGAAUUAUUUCCCAUUUUUAUUGUAUUAUAAACUACAUGGUUACUAUUGGCAAUCUCAAAGAACUACACUUUUCGCAUGUGAUGCAUUACCUUUUUGUAAUCUCAGUAUCAAGAAUUUAAAAUCUAAACUAAGAUUUCGAAUAUAUAAAUAUUUUAAGUAUUCUAAGGUGCUUUUGUUACAUUUAUUUUCUCCGAACUAUAUACUAUAAAAUAUAUUUUUCUUAUUUUUAUGUACCUAUUGACGUAUUUUUGUACUUAUUAUAUAUUUAUAAUAAAACCACUUAUUCCAUA